AUGGCAAGCACUGAUCCUUCCGCCGGCGCGUCACCCAUCAUUCAAUUUCAGCCACCGAACAUUCUGACGCUCCCGGGCCCAAGCGUGCGCGCCGCUUGCUUCCACCAGACGGCCUACAAUCUCAAACUGAAGGUCAAGCCUGAGGUUGAGGUCAAGCCGGAAGGUCGACCACGCAAUCAUGACAUUCCAUAUCGCCUUGUCAGACUCGUCAACCCGGACACGUCCGCACUGGAGCCUCCAGCCCCGCUCACUGAGGUGAUUGCCCGACUCGAUAAUAAGAAAGAAUGGGUCGAACUCGUCGCCACCAAACCAGAGCCAAUUGUGAAGAUCAUCAAAGGUAGCGAUGCCUUCAAUAAGGUGAAGGCACAGCAGGAAAAGAAGCGGGAGAAGAGGCCGCGGGAGGAGAAGGAGAUUCAGCUGACGUGGGGUAUCUCGUCCGGCGACUUGGAACAUAAGCUGAGCAAGGUGCGCGAGGAGCUGGAGGCUGGGAAUAGGGUCAACUUGGUGUAUGCGCAUAAGAAGGGGCAUGCUAAGCCCACGCCGCAGGAGAUGGAGGCCCGAGUGCAGGAGACUGUUGACUUACUGGCGGACGUGGGGAGUGAAUGGAAGCCAAGGGGUGGUUCACAGACAAUAGCUGUCGUAUACCUCCAGGGCCACAACGACCCAGCACCGUUGCCUGUCCGUCCUUUAAAAGCAAAAAGGGUCCAGAAACCUCCCAAAUGGCAACGGAAGAAGGACGAUGAAGUUGCACCAGAGAAUAGCGGAGCACCGGACGCAUUGUGCUAUUAG
Molecule: messenger RNA, 789 nt
Organism: Postia placenta MAD-698-R-SB12
Lineage: Eukaryota; Fungi; Basidiomycota; Agaricomycetes; Polyporales; Adustoporiaceae
Exons: 2
Coding region: 1-789 (262 amino acids)
Biological process (GO): ribosome disassembly; mitochondrial translational initiation
Cellular component (GO): mitochondrion
Molecular function (GO): translation initiation factor activity; ribosome binding
Source: RefSeq, a predicted model, not a curated record